CCACAAUUGACGACCGCCGAGUUCAGACCAUUUUGUUAGUACCGGUCCAAUACUUAAGAAAGCACACAUCAGCGUCAGGCCCAAUGAAUAUGGCGGACCACUCUUCAGGAUCCCGCACUUUCAUGCAGGUCUACAACUCGCUACCGCCUGAAGCCAGGGAGUCCCUGGUGGAGAAGCAGCUUUCGACGCUGCUGGACUCUGCGCCUCAGAAGAGCUACGACAAAGUGCUGAGAGCCGCGACGACUCUGAAGACCAAGUACGCGGCUGCCCCCACGCUGGACCUCAAAAGAAAGCAGAAAGAGAUAAACGGGCUGAUUGACGAACUCGUGCGGGAUAGCAAACGCGCAAUCGUCUGCGAACGCUCGCAUCGCGAUGAGCUGCUAUCCGAGAUUGUGGAGAGCAUCGUCGGAUGGCUGAACGGCAUAUGGUCUGUCGUAUACGAGUACAACGUUCACUUUCAGGAGGCACACCGGUGUUUGGUCUACCUCUCUGAAGUGUUGGACGCUCUGAAUGAUGCACCGGGUACAGUCGGGCAAUGCAAAUGCCCGCUGGCAUUCAACGCUCUACAAGUGACAAUACGGAAGAAAGGCAAAACGAUCAAGACGUUUAGUCUGCAGGGUCCACGCAACCUCGAUCGUGUGCUCCUGUGGAUAUGGCGGGACCUCUUCGUUUCCAUGUUCGCGAAAGAUAUCCACACGGACCGUAUACCGGAUAUGCUUCGCGAUAUCGAGGAGUGCAUGAAUUGGAAGGCUUUAGAGCGGCUGUUGUAUGGUGGAGCUGCCGCUCGAUCGUUAUUCCGAGAGGAUGCCGAUGAUGACGACGAUGAUUUCGAUGACGACAACGACCAGGUCUGCCAAGAUGAUGACAAUGACGGCGGCGAAGGCGAAGACGACGAGCCUAGCAGAGGUUCCUGGCGCUGCCGUUGCAAAUAUCAUGCUAAUCACUGGAACAAGCAUGCCAACGACCAACGCAAUGAGCUUCGCGACCUUGUCACUGAGCAUCUUCAAAAUCUUUUCGAGCUUGCGCCAUCCCUGAAGCUUUUUACGAGUAUUGUCGCAAUCAGCCCUGAUAGAGAGUUGACGGAGAUGGACCUAUUCGACACGAUCUCCAACAUCGCAGGGGCUUCAGCGGACGCACUUGUGGCUGCGCUCGAGAUUCAUGGCUCACAAGGACAGGCGGCCGAUCUCAUGAGCCUGCUCGAGGAGCAUGCUCACUUACUCCGGCCUCGGGAUGCUUCGGUUUACCAAGCAGCCGUCGCUGUUCUCUCCGAGUUCCAUGGCUAUCACGAGCAGGCGCUCGAGCUGGCUGAAAAAGAGCUGCUCGAUGCUGCAGCCGGUGUGCGGAUGGGCAUCAAAACGGCAUUCUCGCAAAUAGAUGAUCCGACUUCAGUCGCUGCGCUCUCUGAGAUUCUGAAGCUUCGGCCCGAUCACUUGACACGCUCUCAGCGGGUCGAGACCUGGGUCGAGAAGGCGCUGACUCCCGGUUCUCAGCCUGCUAACCCGAUGGCAUUUGCGGCCAUGGUCAUGGGGUUCCCGUUCGCUGGCAGCUUUGACGAAUCGGACGACGCAGAAGUGCUUGGGUAUCUAGACAUCGACUCGCGGGACCCUGACUUGGCUGACCUCCGGGAGGAAUUCAGGCCUCGGCUGCGGGAUCGCUUCGAGGGAUGGACCAGUGUCAUCCGCGACAUGAAAGGAGGCAAUGUGUUGCUGACCAGAGUGUACCUAAAGAUCGUCGAGGACAUGCCGUUGUUCAGGGUGAAUGAUAUAGCGGAGGAAAUGCUCAACCGACUCAGUGAAAGACCUCAUAAAGCGCAUAUAUCCGAUGCGAUUGAGGCGCUGCAGGCCUUCUGCAAGACGCAGCGACGCAAAAUUGCAGCCCGGGCUGAGAGGAAACGGCGGAGCGAAGCGAAGAAGGCCGCUCCCGUUGGCCCCCGCUCGCGGAAGCAUGAUGAAUAUGUUGAUAUGCCUGAGCUGUCACCCACCGACCGAGGCCCUGAACCUGGUUCCUCAAGCUGGGCUGGUGGUCUGAAUGAUGUGGACUGACGCAGCUCUCUCCCUUUACCUUACUUCUCAUCUAAUGAUGUAUAUUACAUUACUCACAACUUCUUGCUACUGCCGGGAUCGAUUAGAUCUCGAGACUGGCAUUUGCUCAAGGUGGACAGUUAACGUUCAUCGUAAAUCCUUGCUUCAAAUUCCUUUCACGAUGCGUGAGAGACUGCUAGUUUCUGCUCGACACAUGGUGAUAUAUACCAGCACGACAUGGGAUGGGACACGACAUGGUUACUUACAGAGCAGUGCCUGCUCCAGGCGUCAGCGACCGGUGAUCACCGGACAUCAUCCGGAGUCCGGACGUCAGUUGGGUGCUUUCAUAUCGGCUUUCGCGAUGCCCGG
Messenger RNA from Mycena citricolor, 2390 nucleotides. The record is from the annotation of a GenBank genome assembly. Lineage: Eukaryota; Fungi; Basidiomycota; Agaricomycetes; Agaricales; Mycenaceae.